CGGAAUCUCAAAGUCCCCAAGGUGGCCAGGGAGGUGGACAUCGGGAAACGACGGCAGGGGAGGGCCAUAUCGCGUUAUGUCAGCGAUGAUUUGAGAGACCAUGCUCGGCAUCUGCUCGAGAGUUUCGAGCACAUUGUCGAGUGCGUCCUCCAGGAGUUCAAGAGUCAUAGCUGGUCGUGGUGGUUUAAAGGGAAGAGAGCAUGCCGAUGCCAAUUUCCCUUCGGCACGGGACAGAGUCCGAUCAAAACUUGUUUUUGCUACAUGACCUCUGCCCCCAUCGAGCUCACGCGUGUUUCUUCGCGGUUCUUGACAGAGGACCAUCCACAGCCACAACACGAUAUCGAGCGACCCGACUUGUUCUCGUUUGGGCCGUCCCGUGAUGAAACAAUUCUCGCAGCUAUCCACCCCGAAUGGCGACGGAAUCUCUUUGCACUCCUCGAGCAACCGACUUCCUCCCAGGCGGCAUUCAUGGUACACGUGCUGCAUAUAGCCCUCAUUGUAAUCUCUGCCGUCGUCACCGUGCUGGAAACUGUGCCUGCGUUCCACCAAGUUAAGACAAGCGUUUGGUUUGGUUUAGAGACGAGCUUAGUAGCUUUGUUCACAAUGGAGUACGUGGCGCGAUGUUUUGCCUGGAGUGGGACAUGGAUGGGUCUCUUUCGGUGGAUGUUCUCCUUCUUUGGAAUCAUCGACUUCCUCUCCGUUGCGCCAUAUUAUCUUGAACUCAUUCUUGCCCAAGAUACUUCCGUUUUCUUCAGGUUCUCGAUUCUGCGCAUGUUUCGCCUCCUUCGUGUAUUCCGACCAUUCCGGUCUAAUAAUACUGUACUAUUAACGAUAGAAGUCAUGUAUAUUUCCGUCCGACAAUCUCAACACGCGCUUUUUGCGCUCGGCUUCUUCGUGGUCAUGGUCCUCACCGUCUUCAGCACCUUACUAUACUUUGCUGAGCGCGGCACAUGGGACGACAUCCUCGAGACCUUCAUAAACACGGACGGCGACCCGUCGCAGUUUGCCAGCAUACCCGCCGCCGCGUGCUUCGUGCUCGGACGGGAGUUCAGUCUCGUCUGGGAACGCAUGACACGUGACUCGCCGCAUUCGGAGCCCAGCUCCCCGAUCACAUCAACGUUUAUACCCCGCCGGGACCCGUUUACCCCUCCAUCCGGAGACCUUUCCAAUCGCAAGCUUGCACACAACCAAACAGAGCUCAGCAACCAGAUCACGGAGCUGAGGAGUAUUGUCGAGGCCCAGGGCCAUUUGAUCGCCCGGUUGGCUGCAGCCAUAGAGGGCAAGGGGAAGGGCAGGCAAAGAGAUGUAGAGUAA
Mycena indigotica is the source of this 1314-nucleotide messenger RNA. Its product is annotated as Potassium voltage-gated channel subfamily B member 2. The transcript has 8 exons. Gene Ontology annotation, cellular component: membrane. Lineage: Eukaryota; Fungi; Basidiomycota; Agaricomycetes; Agaricales; Mycenaceae. Gene Ontology annotation, biological process: potassium ion transmembrane transport. The record is from RefSeq and is a predicted model, not a curated record. Gene Ontology annotation, molecular function: voltage-gated potassium channel activity. Bases 262 to 1314 code for a protein of 350 amino acids.